CCAAAAAAACCUUUGUCGAAAUGUGCAGACAUUGUGUCUUGUUAGGUAUUGCAAGCAAGUAUAGUGUGGCUGGUUCCUGACUUGUGAGUGCGGGGAAGUGAAGAGCUAUGCAGGUUGCAGAGUUAUGCUUGCACACCCAGACUGCUGUGAUGGAUCUAAAUGGCAUGUCCUCUGCAGCCCAGGCACCACUGGGGAGGUCAGGGAUUGAAUUACAGCUCCUAUCGAUUAUUGUUCCCACCAUUGCCCUUCAGAGAGGCCAGGACAGGAAACGCAUCCUCCAUGCUGUAGGCUCCUGGGAGGAACAGCUCCCCUAUACUGUCUGCAGUCAGGAUGGCUAGCUGUCAGUCACUGCUCCCUCUUUGUGAAUGGAGCUACUAUAACUUGCCCUGGUUGUGCAUUUAGUUGAGAUUAUUUAAUCAGUGAGCUUUUCUUUCCAGGAAGUCUGCUAUGAUGUUGUUUAUUUGAAGUCCUCAACUUACGUCAGCUCUGUUGGACAGUGGCUCUUAGCUCUAAUGUUCCCAGAGAGAUGAUUUUGUCAGUUAUUCCUCAGCAUUCCUUAAACAAUAAAGCUGGUUUACAGAAAACAGUGCUUGCAGACGCAAGUUCCACAUGUUUAUAUAUUAACUCUUUUGCUGAUAAAGAUGAUAAUAUGAACUCCAAUUCUGUUUUUUAAACACAAUGUAUAAACAUUAGGCUACUGUCAAAUACUUCUGCCUUUGGAAUAUUGCCCUGUAGCUUGAGCUCAAGGCUUCAAUAUAUUUUAUACUGUUAAGUAGACUGAAGCCUUAAACUCUUGUCAUUUGCAAGGAACUUCAUGAGACUUGAGACCUGGAAUAUAGCACUUUUAAACUUUUUAAGUUAUAUUUGAAAAUAAUCAAAUCGGUACCAACCCUGGAACCUACUAGCUGACUGUUCUUUCAUGCGCCCCUGCACUUGCAUUGGGUAGCAGAACUUGAAAUGGAUUUAGAAUUAAUGACUCUGUGAAAGAGCAAAGUAGUCUAUAUGUAGGCUAAAUUUAAAAUGUUUCACUAGAAAAAAAAUCAUACAUUACACAGUUGAAACAAACAAAAAUUGCAAAACAAUAAUCAAACAAAAAAUGUUCCAAACCAGAUCUGUUGCUCUGUUGUCAUCCGCUUUUUGGGAAAUAUACCUGUUAGUUUGUGGACUGAUAUGAAAAUAAUAUUGACCUUCUUAUUUCACUCUCAGCAAGAUGUCCCAAAAACUGCAAACUAUUCCCUUGAUGUAAGACCAAUUUUGAAUGAAAUCUGUAACAUUGUGAGACUGCUGUUGAUCAACAGGGAACAUUGAAAUGUCUCAUCAUAUUAUCUGCAUACCACUGUAUGCCAAACUUCCAAGAUGUCAUCAAAUGAAAUAAAGUGUUAUGUAAUUGCUUCGACUGUAAAGAAUCUGUGCCUGUUUAUUACAAGGCAGACUUUCACAGUGGAAGCAGUGCAUCAGGGUAGCACCAGCCAGGGCUUGACAAAGCAUCUGCUUGUGCUAUGUUUGUUUGCAAUGAGCUCUGCCUCAUUUUGCAUAACUUGUGUAGUGGAGAACAUGUGACAGAGGAGAGAGAGACUGAGGGCGAGAGAGAAAUGAAGACUAAACUAAAAGAAGACAAAGAGCGUUUGUCUAUCCCAGUGCUGUUCCCUUCAGAAUAUUUUGUUGACAAACUUAAUCCUGUGCUUGACUACAAAUGGCUUGAUGUCAUGUGAUUCUGUUUUUAAGUCUCUGUGAUAACAGGAAGUACUGCCAUCAACACAAGAUUAAAUAACAUAUCAGAUGAAUCAGGUGUCUGUCUCUCUUGCUUGCUCACUCACAUUCACAAAAACGCACAGGGCUGUUUUCCAACUACUGCGGUGUGUAGUGAGUUUGUUUAUCAUUCUGUGUGUUACUAUGCCCGGUAGCUUUUGGACAUAGCAAUGAUGUAAUGCCUAUGACUCCACUGGGUGUGAACGGUUAGCUCAACAGAUAGAUUAGCUGUGGUCAUUUUUGCGAUGAACUGAGAUUAGAAAGCACCAUUAACGUGAUAUCAACUACUCAUGGUUUGGUCAUAUGUGAGGUUACAUACCUCAUUCUUUCUGGGUGCACCUCAAAUGCAGUUUGCUUUGUUUUGUAGAAUAAGAGAAUAUAUGGCAGGUGUAGUUCAGGAACAUUGUAUUUUUAUAAUUUUGGAGCUGAGAUCUCUCUAGGAGUGGGACUGCUAGUUAUGGCGUGUGCGUGUUCCCAUGUUCAGUUUAAUCUCACUUUUUUCUCCUCCAUCCUACCAUUCUUUCCUUUCCGUCCUACUGCAGUCAGGGAUGACGCAUCAGUAUUACUGUGGAGCUUACAGGAAGUGUCCUCUUGAUAGGCCAGUGGAGAGGCAGCACAGUAACAGCUCAGACAUGCGUAUGCGUUGCUGAACCGCAUCCAGGGAACACUCGCAGCAUUUUGAUGACAUCACCCCCACUCUGCUCCCGCCUCCCUCUGUUUUCUGUUGAAACAAGCUCCCUCUCACUCUGAGAGGAAAGAGCAGGCAUCAGUAAAAGAACAAGAGCUAGCUCGGAAGGGGAGGGGCUGCUCGUGAGCGAAUGGAAAGAGAGGAAGAGAGCUUUGGGGGGAGGUGGAGGGUGGCUGACGGUGUUAGUGGGCUGGGACUGGCACACACAUACACACAGGAAGAGAAGAGGAGAGGGAAUAUUGCAGUGCAUUGUUAAGACUUCUAUCGUGUACUGUUCUGCUGCUGUUUCUCUCCCAUCAGGAGCAAAAGUUCUCACGCAGUUUUGUCCUUUGUCGUUCUGGAUUUUUCUGUGCUGAAAUGGGGAUGAGGGACUCUGUGGACUGGCAAGUGGGCAGAAGGCACUGAGGUGGAAUACUUCUCUAACUAGCCAGGCUAUGCUCUCUCUUCUCUCUUCUCCCGGCACAGUUUCACUCUUCACUGAUCUAGGUGGCAGAGGACAAACUGGUAGCACUUCUUGGAUCUGUUUUCCUCUGCAGCUGCUCACGUUGUUCAGGAUGAUGCCUUCAACUAGCACCUGUGGAGGGUAGUUUUCAGCUCCAGUCAGGGGUGAGGAGCUGCAAAUGUGAGGUGUUUAUUUCUUGAAGUGGAAUGUUUGGGUGGUGUGAAAUGACAGUGACAGGAGCCCUGUAAAAUUUGCGCCCCCUGGUGAAGCCUAACUUUUGAGAGCCGCCAUGCUGAGCCUGCAGGAUUCGGUCUUCUUUGAGAUCAGCAUCAAAUCUCUGCUCAAGUCUUGGAGUAGCAGCUCUUCUGCACCAGUCAGCAGCAGCGUGAGUAGACGCCGUGCCCCCUCCUCGGUGACUCCUCUCUUGUGGGAGAAACACAACCUCGCCGCCAUGUCGAGCAUCACCAUCGAUCCCGAGCUGAAGCCCGGGGAGUUUGUCAUCAAGAGUCUGUUUGCUGAGUUUGCUGUGCUUGCUGAGAAAAAGAUCGAGAUGGUGAUGGCUGAACCGCUGGAGAAACCCCUGUCCCGAUCCCUCCAGAGAGGGGAAGAUGCACAAUUUGACCAGUUAAUAAGCUCUAUGAGCUCAAUAGCAGAACACUGUUUGCCCUCCCUACUGCGCACACUGUUUGACUGGUACCGGCGACAGAGUGGCACUGAAGACGAGUCUUAUGAGUACAGGCCUCGCUCUAGUACCAAGUCCAAAGGGGAUGAGCAGCAUCGAGAUAAAGAUUACCUGCUCGAACGGAGGGACUUAGCCAUAGAUUUCAUUUUUUGUUUAGUUUCAGUGGAAGUUCUAAAACAGAUCCCUCUUCAUCCAGUGCCAGAUGUUUUAGUACAUGAAGUUCUAAACCUGGCAUUCAAGCACUUUAAACACAAAGAGGGGUACUGUGGCCCCAACACUGGCAAUGUGCACAUCAUCGCAGACCUGUAUGCAGAGGUCAUCGGAGUCCUUACACAGUCUAAGUUUCAGGCAGUGAGGAAGAAGUUCAUCACAGAACUGAAGGAGCUCAGGCAAAAAGAGCAGAGUCCCUAUGUCGUCCAGAGCAUCAUCAGCCUCAUUAUGGGCAUGAAGUUCUUCCGCGUCAAAAUGUAUCCAGUGGAGGAUUUUGAGGCUUCUUUUCAGUUUAUGCAGGAAUGUGCCCAGUAUUUCCUGGAAGUCAAGGACAAGGACGUAAAGCAUGCUUUAGCGGGCCUUUUUGUCGAGAUCCUCAUCCCGGUCGCAGCUGCGGUGAAAAACGAAGUCAAUGUGCCCUGCCUGAAGAACUUUGUGGAGAUGCUAUACCAGACGACAUUUGACCUUAGCUCCAGAAAGAAGCACUCUUUGGCUCUGUAUCCCCUGGUGACAUGCUUGCUGUGUGUUAGUCAGAAGCAGUUUUUCCUCACCAACUGGCACAUCUUCCUCCAGAACUGCCUCUCGCACCUGAAGAUGCCGUCUAACAACAGCAUCCGAAAGCAGAUUGAGACGCUGCAGAACAAAGACCCCAAAAUGUCCCGUGUAGCGCUGGAGUCUCUGUACAGACUGCUGUGGGUUUACAUUAUCAGGAUCAAGUGUGAGAGUAAUACUGUCACACAGAGUCGACUACUCAGCAUCGUUUCAGCACUUUUCCCCAAAGGCUCACGGAGCGUGGUGCCCAGGGACACGCCUCUCAACAUUUUUGUCAAGAUCAUUCAGUUCAUAGCUCAGGAAAGACUGGACUUUGCUAUGAAGGAGAUAAUCUAUGACCUCCUGUGUGUGGGCAAAUCUCACAAAACCUUUGCCAUCAAUCCAGAGAGGAUGAAUAUUGGUUUGCGAGCCUUCUUGGUGAUUGCUGACAGCCUACAGCAGAAAGAUGGGGAGCCUCCUAUGCCUACAACAGGGAUCAUCAUGCCCUCUGGCAACACCCUGCGUGUCAAAAAGAUCUUCCUUAACACCACCCUCACCGAUGAGGAAGCCAAGGUCAUAGGCAUGUCGCUGUACUACCCACAAGUAAGAAAGGCCUUAGAUAACAUCCUGCGACACCUAGACAAGGAAGUGGGACGGUCCAUGAGCAUGACCAAUGUACAGAUGUCCAACAAAGAGCCUGAGGACAUGAUUACGGGAGAGAGGAAGCCAAAGAUCGAUCUCUUCCGUACAUGUGUGGCUGCCAUCCCGAGACUGAUACCAGAUGGCAUGAGCAGACAAGACCUAAUAGAGCUUCUAGCCAAACUGACCAUCCACAUGGAUGAGGAGCUACGUGGCCUUGCCUUCACUACCCUUCAGGCCCUGAUGGUGGAUUUUCCAGAGUGGCGGGAGGAUGUUCUCUCAGGCUUUGUCUACUUCAUUGUCCGAGAGGUAACUGAUGUCCACCCCACGCUGCUGGACAACGCUGUCAAGAUGCUCCUGCAGCUCAUCAUCCAGUGGAGGCAGGCAGUGCAGAGCAGCAAUAAGAGCCACGACGGGCAGGGCUCGAGCAGUGGCCAUACUCUGUCCUUGGAACGCACUCCUUUGUUGGGUGUCCUUCACGUGGUGGAGGGCUUAGGACUGGUGGUGCUUUGUAGCUGCCGUCCUGCCACGCGCAGGCUGGCUGUUAAUGUCCUUAAGGAGGUCCGUGCGCUGCACACUGCACUGGGCAUUGGCAAGGGGGACGAGGAACUGGCAAUUGAUGUAAUGGAUAGAUUAAGUGCAUCAGUGUUGGAGAGUUUCAUUCAUCUCACAGGAGCUGACCAGACAAACCUGCUCUACUGUCCCAGUGGGAUUGAUCUUCAAACGCUAGCAGAGUGGAGCUCCUCUCCCAUCAGCCAUCAGUUUGACGUGGUGAGCCCCUCGCACAUCUGGGUGUUUGCCCACGUUACUCAGGGCCAGGACCCCUGGGUCAUCAGCUUCUCCAGCUAUCUGCGGCAGGAGAACCUACCCAAACAUUGCCCCACUGCUCUCAACUAUGCCUGGAUGUUUGCCUACACCCGCCUGCAGCUGCUGUCUCCACAAGUUGACAUGAAUAGCCCCAUCAAUGCCAAGAAAGUGAACAGUCUGAACAGCAGUGACUCUUACAUUGGUCUUUGGAGGAACUACCUGAUUCUCUGCUGCAGCUCUGCCUCCUCCUCCCCCUCCAUGUGUUCCACAUCCUCCACCUCUGGCUCCGUCCGCUGCUCCCCGCCUGAGACGCUGGCGUCCACACCGGACAGCGGCUACAGUUAUGACUCAAAGAUUGUUGGCACUCCGUCCCCCUCCUCUCUGUUCAAACACAUUGUUCCUAUGAUGCGCUCUGAGAGCAUGGACAUCACAGAGUCCCUUGUGUUGGGGCUUGGCAGGACCAACCCCGUGGCCUUCAGAGAGUUGAUAGAGGAGCUAAAUCCCAUCAUAAAAGAAGCUCUAGAAAGAAGACCUGAAAACAUGAAGCGACGCAGGCGUCGUGACAUCCUCAGGGUCCAGCUGGUCCGGAUAUUUGAGCUGCUGGCUGAUGCUGGUGUCAUUAGCCAGAUAGCUAGUGGAGGGUUAGAUGGAGAGAGCCACUCUCUGAACAGCACACUGCUUGAGUAUGUUGAUCUGACCAGGCAGUUGCUUGAGGCUGAGAAUGACAAGGACUCUGACACACUGAAGGACAUUCGCUGUCACUUUAGUGCACUUGUGGCCAAUAUCAUUCAGAAUGUUCCAGUACACCAGAGGAGGACCAUCUUUCCCCAGCAGUCGCUGAGACACAGUCUGUUCAUGCUGUUCAGUCACUGGGCUGGGCCCUUCAGCAUCAUGUUCACUCCCCUGGAUCGCUACAGUGACAGAAAUAUGCAGAUCAACCGCCAUCAGUACUGUGCACUAAAGGCCAUGUCUGCGGUGUUGUGUUGCGGGCCUGUAGCUGACAAUGUAGGCCUUUCCUCUGAUGGCUACCUCUAUAAAUGGCUGGACAACAUCCUGGAUUCUCAGGACAAGAAGGUGCACCAGCUGGGUUGUGAGGCUGUGAUGCUGCUGCUGGAGCUGAAUCCAGACCAGAGCAACCUCAUGUUUUGGGCUGUGGACCGCUGCUACACGGGCUCUCGUCGCGUGGCUGCCGGUUGCUUCAGGGCAAUUGCCAACGUCUUUCACAACAGGGAUUACCAGUUUGACACUGUGGUGCUGCUGAACCUCAUUCUGUUCAAGGCAGCUGAUUCUUCCAGGGACAUCUAUGAGGUGGCCAUGCAGCUUUUACAGAUCCUGGAACCCAAGCUCUUCCGUUAUGCCCAUAAAUUGGAGAUCCUGCGAACAGAUGGAAUCUUGACGCCUCCCUCACCAUUACCACACCUCUACUCCGUGUCUUACUACCAGCUGUCUGAGGAGCUUGCUAGGACUUACCCAGAGCUCACACUACCCAUCUUCUCAGAGGUGAGCCAGCGAAUCCAGACAGCACACCCUGGUGGUCGCCAGGUCAUGUUACACUACCUCCUGCCUUGGAUGAACAAUGUGGAGCUGGUCGAUUUCAAACCGGCUGCACGGCGACCAGAGGAUUGCGGCAGUGGUGAGGACGAUGAGGAUGUACACGAGCGGGAGAUCAUGAUGGUUAACAGCCGGCGCUGGCUUCGCGGAGAGGGCUGGGGUUCCCCGCGAGCAACAACUAUGGUGCUAAACAAUCUCAUGUUUAUGACUGCUAAGUAUGGGGAUGAGUUUGCUUGGUCAGAGAUAGAGAAUGUGUGGACCACAUUAGCAGACAGCUGGCCAAAGAACCUCAAAAUCAUUCUGCACUUCCUCAUCAGUAUGUCAGGAGUCAACAGUGACCCCAGCCUCUUGCCCUAUGUGAAACGAGUCGUGGUUUACUUGGGCAGAGACAAGACUAUGCAGCUGCUGGAGGAGUUGAUGUGUGAGCUUGAGUUGACUGAUCCUGUUAGCUCAGCAGUCACUCACAUGGACAACCCCCCUUAUUACCGCAUCACCUCCAGUUACAAGAUCCCCUCGGUCACCUCAGGAACAACAUCCAGCAGCAAUACCAUGGUGCCAGGAAAUGAUGGUCAUCAUGACAGCAAGAUCAAAGACUCUAACAUGGAGGACAGUUACACCCACCUGGAUAUCUACAGUGGUCUUAACAGCAACCUGAACCGGCAGCACCACCGUCUGGAAUCUCGUUACAGCAGCAGCUCUGGAGGCUCCUAUGAAGAGGAGAAGAGUGACUCCAUGCCACUUUAUGCUAACUGGCGUUUGAAAGUGAUGGAUCACAACCAGCCAGAGCCUCUCCCCUUCCCUCCUACAGGAGGCUGUUGGUCUCCUCUUGUGGACUACCUACCAGAGACAAAUGCCCCUGCCGUGCCGCUACACAGAUGUAACAUUGCAGUCAUCCUACUGACAGACCUUAUUGUGGACCAUGGUGUCAAAGUGGAAUGGAGUGCCUAUCUGCACCUCUUGCUACAUGCAGUUUUUAUAGGGUUUGAUCACCAGCACCCUGAAGUCUACGAACACUGCAAACGUCUGCUGCUUCAUUUGCUUAUUGUCCAGGGAGCAAACAGCAAUGUUCAGUCUGUGGCCAUGGUGCUUUUACGUAACAGAGACUACAAUGAGCCGAGGGUCCUAACUGUGAAGCCAGUAACACCAGAGUUCAACCUCACAGGAGUACAGGAGUUUUUGCCAGAUUGUCAGCCAUCACCUAUGACAGAUUCCGGCCUCAGCUCGAGCUCCACAUCAUCCAGCAUAAGUCUCGGAGCAGGGGGAACUGCUCUGUCCCACCUGUCCCCCACACUUCUCAGUGAGGUUGAUGUCACUGCUGAACAGGAUGAGAAGGUCAAAGCUCUAAUUGAGUUCAUUACAUCAAGGAAGAGAGGCCCACUCUGGAACCAUGAAGACGUGUCACCCAAGAACCCCAACAUUAAGAGUGCUGACCAGUUGAGUGUUUUUGUCAGACAUGUAGUGACUGUCUUCAAACAUUCCCAGUCAGGUUUCCAGCUCGAGUCACUGCUGAGUGAAGUAGCCCUGCAAACAGCUCUGUCUUGUUCUUCUCGCCACUACGCUGGUCGCUCAUUCCAGAUUUUCAGGGCACUCAAGCAACCCCUGACUCCAGCCUUACUGUCUGACAUUCUCUCUCGGCUGGUAGAGACUGUAGGAGACCCAGGAGAGGAGGCUCAGGGCUUUGUCAUUGAACUACUCCUGACGCUGGAGUCUGGCAUUGACACUUUAGCAGACACAGUCAAGAACUAUGACCUUCUCACUGCAAUAGCACAAACCCCUACACGUGAUCAUCUUUUGGGGCCCAAGUUUGCAGCCAACAGGAAAAGCACAGGCCAGCUGAACCUGAACAGUGGUAGUCUGUUCCAUUAUGUCCACACUCGCAGCAGCUCUCUUCGUGCCAGCCUGAUGGGCGAACGAAAAGCAGACCGGCGUAGAAGUAACACCCUUGACGUAGCCGACCGACUUGGUGGUAGCCACGGAAACUUGGCGCGCACGCGGAGCUUAUCAUCACUAGGUGGGGGUGGGGGUCCAGGGGGGGACUCAAUCCACGCUGUGGACCCGUCAAAUCUGAUGGCCACUGUCUUCUGGAUUGCUGCCUCGCUGCUCGAGUCAGACUACGAGUUUGAGUAUCUGCUGGCCCUGCGGCUACUAAACAAGCUGCUGGGCCAGCUGCCUCUGGAUCGAGCGGACAGCAGAGAACGACUGGAGAAGGUCCAGGCCAAGCUGAAGUGGUACAGCUUCCCUGGCCUGCUGCAGCUCUUCUUGAAGGGCUUCACCUCUGCCUCUACCCAGGAGCUCACCAUCCACCUGCUGAGCAAACUCAUUAGUGUCUCCAGACAUACUCUGAUAGACCCUUCACAAGUGGCAGGUUUCCCUUUGAAUAUCCUGUGCCUCCUACCACAUCUCAUCCAGCACUUUGACAGCCCCACUCCUUUCUGUAAGGAGACAGCUGACAAGAUAGCCAAGGUGUGUGCAGACGAGAAGUCAGCCACACUCUCCAACCUGGCCCACAUGAUGAGCCUGUACAGCACUCACAGCUAUUCUCGCGACUGCACCAACUGGAUCAACGUGGUCUGUCGCUAUCUCCAUGAUGCCUUCGCUGAGAUCACCUUGAACCUGGUGACUUACUUAGCUGAGUUGCUGGAGAAGGGCCUUCCCAGCAUGCAGCAGUCCUUGUUGCAGAUCAUCUACAGCCUGCUGAGUCAUAUUGACCUAUCGGCAGCCCCAGUAAAACAGUUCAACCUGGAAAUCAUGAAGAUCAUUGGCAAAUAUGUUCAGAGCCCACACUGGAAGGAGGCCCAAAACAUUCUGAAGUUGGUGGUGUCUCGCUCAGCUAGCCUUGUUGUUCCAGAUGAUGUGCAGCGUUCUUAUAGCACAGAAUCGUGCAGCUCUCCAGAAAUUGCCUUUACACGCAUAUUCAACAACUCCUCGAAGGAGCUGCCUGGCAAAACUCUGGAUUUCCACUUUGACAUCUCAGAGACACCGAUCAUAGGGCACAAAUAUGGUGACCAGCGUACAGCAGCAGGCCGGAAUGGAAAGCCACAGGUGAUUGCUGUAACUAGGAGCACUUCAUCCACAUCAUCUGGCUCCAACUCCAAUGGUCUGGUGCCAGUAAGCUGGAAGAGACCUCAACUCUCUCAGAGAAGAACCAGAGAGAGACUGAUGAAUGUCCUGUCUCUAUGUGGCCCAGAGUCUGGCAUUCCCAAGAAUCCAUCUGUAAGACUCCUCUCCUACUCUAAAGCCUCAGAAAAGGUGGUAUUCUCAUCCAAUGAAGAUUUGGACUCUGCAGAUCAGCAGACCAGUCUUAUACCCACAGUGGAGGAGGUGGUCAGAGAAGAGGAGGUGCAGGGAGAAGAUACGGGCAGUGAGCAGCAGUUUGGGGUCUUCAAAGACUUUGACUUCUUGGAUGUGGAGCUGGAGGAUGCCGAGGGGGAGAGCAUGGACAACUUCAACUGGGGGGUGCGUCGUCGCUCCCUGGAGAGCAUGGACAAAGGGGAUACGCCGUCUUUGCAGGAGUGCCAGUACACGGGCAGCACGCCAAGCCUCAACCUCACCAACCACGAGGACACGGAUGAAUCAUCUGAGGAGGAGGUACUGAGCGCUAGCCAGAUUCUCACCCGCUCUGGCCUUCUCAACAGUGACUCCGCAACCGAUGAUACCGCAUCCAACCAUGUGGACUCGUUGCAGCAGUCUCAGGAAUCGUCCAGCAGUGCCCUAACCGAGGAGGCGACUGUCCUGCCCUCUGUGUCCUCCCUUCCUCGGCUGGAUAGUCCCAUUUUGGAGAUGGUCCACUCAGACAGCACCAGCAGCCAGCUGCCUGAGGAUGCUGUAAGCAUGACGGCAGCGGACGAGCUGAGUAGCAGUGUGAGCGAGGACACUGGGUUCUGCAGCGCCCCUCCACUGCCCUCUGACCCACAGGAACUGUGUGACCUCCCAGACUCACAGGACCAUCAGGAUGCUCAGGAACCCCAGGAGACCCAGGACCCUCAAGAGGACCUGGAUCCAGCCCCCCCUCCCCCGCCAGCCAUAGACACUCCACCGGGGUCCCUAUGUGAGGAGGAAUCCCAAACAGUCCUGCCUCUGUCUCUGCCCUUGCCCAUGCCGUCAGAGACGAAGCCAGACCCAGACCCAGACCCAGACAGCACCUGUGGCUCUGUGUGGGAGGAAGAUGUGACACAGGCCCUGAAGGAGCUGGAUGAGCGCUGUGAGGAGGAGGAGGCCGACUUCUCUGGCAUGUCCAGCCAAGAUGAAGGUGACGCAGACUGCUUCCCAGAGAUUCAGGCCUCUCCGCCCCCUUCGCCCUUCCUCUCUGCUAUUCUGGCAGCAUUCCAGCCUGUUGCCUACGACAGUGAGGAAGAUGCUUGGCGUUGCCAUGUCAACCAGAUGUUGUCAGAUACAGAUGGUUCCUCUGCUGUUUACACGUUCCACGUGUUCUCCCGACUCUUUCAGAGCAUUCAGAGGAAAUUUGGCUCCAUUACACAUUCAUCUGUUCGCUUUCUCGGGGAAAGGCUCCAGCGAAUGGGUAAUCAGUUUCUCAGCUCCCUGGAGGUCAUGACGUCUUGCUCGCAGUGCCCCACUGUGCUGCUGGAUGCAGAGACGCUGGUCUCUUGUGGACUGUUGGAGACUCUGAAGUUUAGUGUGCUGGAGUUACAGGAACACUUGGAUACCUACAAUGCCAAGAGAGAAGCAGCAGAGCUCUGGCUUGAGAACUGCAGGAAAACGUUUGGGGAUAAAGACAGCAGCCAACAACCCAAUACUCAUGCACAGCAAAUGGAAAAUCUAGCAGAGCUGGAGUUAUGUCGACGGCUCUAUAAGUUGCACUUUCAGCUGCUGCUACUCUUCCAGGCCUACUGUAAGCUCAUCAGCAGGGUGGACACCAUCAAGAGAGAGGCAGAGGUGACCAACAUGUCUGAAGAACUCACUAUCUUAGAGAGCUGUUUGAAGGAGGCAGAGACAGGAAAUGAUGGUCAGGAGGAUGUGUGUAUGUCAGACACUGCCCAGACCAACACAGAGACAGCCAUCCAGUCACUCAUUGAGACUCUGAGAGCCAGAGACUUCAGCUCAGCCAUCACACAAGUCAAAGUCUUUCGGUCUUUGUGGCCCAACGACAUAUUUGGCAACGAGACAGACAACGCAGUCCAGACUCUUCUGCACAUCUACUUCCGGCACCAGACACUGGGCCAGACGGGCUGCUUGGCGGUGGUGGGCCCCAGCAGGGACCUGUCUCAGGCUAGCACCCGCCUCAUGGAACUCAACCUGCAGAUCCGUGAGGCUCUGUGUCAGGCGCAAGCCUGCCAGCCCCACCCCAACAUGGUCAGCACUGGACUGUGAACUAGUGGUACUGCAGGCUGCACGCUUGGACAAAAAUGCCCCCCCCCCCCCCUACAUAGACCUCACCUCAGCUGUAGAGAGAGGGUAGCCUGUGAGGGGCUUCAGAGGAGGAUGAGAGAGACUCCACCUAUAAAGGGCUAAAGGAUCAGUGGGAAUAACUGUGACUGUUAAAAAAAAUAUAUCUAUCUAUAUAUAUAUAUAUGUAUAUAUAUAUGUAUAUAUAUAUAUAUAUAUAUAGAUAGAUAGAUAGAUAAAAGCUAACAUCUUUUCCCAGACUAAGCCAACUUGCAAAAUUCUGUUGCAAUAAGUCAUGUGGUGUGACUGGGAGAGAAUAAGAGAGGACACAGUGGGAUGAUAAUUUUUUUUUCUCUCAGUUAUUUUUGUUUUUUUAUUUUACUUUUCUUUGUGCCGGAUCUGACCUGAUGGGCCUAUCGUACCGACCGGUGGCCUCCUAGGGGCCUGGGCUGAAACACGGUAUUGAAGCAUGUAAUGACAGUCCAGAGGAGGUGUCGAAUGCGGGAGGACACACCAUCAAGAUUCAGAAGCAAACAAAAUCUUGUUUUAAAAAAAAAAAAAAAAAAAAAAAGGUUUUCAGAAGCAUGCUUGAAAGGAAAAAAAGCACUGCAAGAAUAUUUUUUUGAGAAAUGUAUUUUUUAUUAGAACUAACAUCCUAGGUUGUAAAUGUCAGGAUAUUUAACAUGUAAUUGUAACCCUGUGGGAGAUGUCUGCCGUCAGGGAGUGUAAAAAGAGAAAUAUAUCUGUUUAUUGAUCUGCUUUGAGAGGAGAGUCCCCUUCAACAGGUCUUCACACAAAACUCACUCUUUAACCAAAUAAGUAGCUGCCUUUAGAGACUCUUGACUGUGUGAUAUAUAUUGGAUAUUCUGGUAUACACUCACACAAAUGCAUAUAAUUGCACACAGGUGCAGACUGGCUACAACUCAUUAUGGAAACAUAACUUAUUUUACUCUGUAUAUAUUUUAGAAAAUGUAUAGUGUAAAACCAGUAUUUUUCCCUUGUACUUUUGUGUAAUGCACUGUUCAUCCGUGUAGGAUGUAUGUAUAAAGCUAAUGUGAUGAGAGAAAGCCAAGACCAGGUUUAAGUCCUUAAUGAUCCGCUCCAUCUUUGUCAUCCAAUUACACAAACUUCAAAAACUUCCCAAAGGCUGCCUUGGUUGUUGGUUGUGGUCUUGCAAAAUGGGAGGGGUCAGGGUUCAUUUGGGACAAGCCAUCUGUCUGCCUUUGUGAUGGUGAUGGCAUGGGAGAUCUAAUGUAGCCUCCAUCUCCUGUUUGGACCACACCGAUCCAGCCAAGUCAUAUGCAUUCCUUCUCUCCACUGUGAUCUUUUUCUUUAGCACGUCAACCCCAGCAUGGGCGCCGCUUAAAGCCUCAUGAAGGGGAGACUGAGGCUUGUGUUUGUCCACAUAGGUUGAUCACAUUGCAAAGCAGCUCUCAUCCUCGGCUACAUUUUGAUCCUGUUUUCAGAGGGGAAAUGGCUGUCGCUGAAGCUGCGCUAUGCUUUCAGAUUGGCCCUGUUUGCUGCUGUGACUGCAGGACAACUUAUCUGAAUGCUUUCUGGAAAUCUUGUCAUGGCACAUUGUAACAGUCACUGUACUCAUUCCUCAGAGAGCUUUUUUUUUCCCUGCUUGUCUGGUACAUUUGAAUGCUGUUCUUAAUUAUUUAAUGCAUAUAUUAUUUACCUGGGAGAUGUUUUAAUGUAGAGGUGCAUUAUACGUUUUUUUUUUUCUUCCCUCUUGUUCACUCACAUACCAGCCUUCUCUCUGGAUAAAUAAAAACCUAAUCAUACAGUA
This is a messenger RNA of Scatophagus argus, 14434 nucleotides long. It is a transcript of the gene fryl, whose product is annotated as furry homolog, like. The transcript is spliced from 62 exons. Gene Ontology annotation, biological process: neuron projection development; cell morphogenesis. Gene Ontology annotation, cellular component: cell cortex; site of polarized growth. NCBI's taxonomy places the organism in Eukaryota, Metazoa, Chordata, Actinopteri, Scatophagidae. The coding region runs from base 3169 to 12627 and encodes 3152 amino acids. The record is from RefSeq and is a predicted model, not a curated record.